Messenger RNA from Carya illinoinensis, 486 nucleotides. Its product is annotated as RING-H2 finger protein ATL34-like. Bases 1 to 486 code for a protein of 161 amino acids. The transcript has a single exon. Lineage: Eukaryota; Viridiplantae; Streptophyta; Magnoliopsida; Fagales; Juglandaceae. The record is from RefSeq and is a predicted model, not a curated record.
AUGACAGUCCAGAAGCUUUUAAACUUGAGUUUUCCAGUCGUCACUUGGGUUGUUGUCGAACUAUUUGUUCUAUUGCAGAUGUCACCGCUUGCGGCCUCACAGAACGGAAUGGGACUUCAAGGUCAGCAAUCGCAGGGAUCGCUCGACAGCCUCAAGUUAGACAAACGCAUAGCCCGCAUGGGUCUUCUUCCUCAGAUUUUUCUGUGUCUACGUGUGCCGUGCACUAAUAGCAUCAUCCACGGCAGCUUCGACCUCGCCACCACCAACGCCGACAGGAACGUCCUGCGCUCGCACUUCCCUCGUGGAAUUGGCACCGACACCAUCAAAACUUUCCUGACAUUUUUGUACUCCACCAUCAAGGGACUCAAAAUGGGCGAGGGCUUGCUCGAGUGCGUUGUGUGCUUGAACGAGUUCGAAGAUGAAGAGAUUCUACAUUUGCUCCCCAAGUGCAACCACACCUUCCACAACGACUGCAUCGAUGCCUAG